UCAUCUGUUCUAGCGCUGAACUCUGAACAUCUCAAAAAGUUGGAAGAAGUAAAAACUAAAUCAAAUAAGGAAGAGAGUAUGGGUGAAAAUCCUACCCACAACAAGAAAACUGGUUUGCCCCGAAAACGUUUUUAUCGAGCCCGUGCUCAUAGUAAUCCGUUAAGUGACUCACAUUUUCCGAUUCCUAUUUCUCCUGAUGAGGUUGAUUAUUCUCUACAUUAUCCUGAAGUGGUUAAAGUUGAUCCUUCUAAAAGGAUCGAGUUUGCUGAUGUUGGUUGUGGAUUUGGUGGUUUAUUGAUUGCCCUCGCGCCCCUUUUCCCUGAUAAUCUUAUGAUUGGGAUGGAGUUGAGGGACAAGGUGACUGAGUAUGUGAAGGAGCGGAUUUUGGGGUUGAGGACGACUAAUCCUGGUCAAUAUCAGAAUAUUUCUGUGGUACGGACAAAUUCAAUGAAGUAUAUUCCUAAUUAUUUUGGGAAAGGACAGCUUAAAAAGAUGUUUUUCUUGUUCCCUGAUCCUCAUUUUAAAGAGAAGAAUCAUCGUCGACGUGUGAUUAGUCCAUUCUUGUUAGAUGAGUAUGCGUAUGUGCUUGCAGUUGGUGGAAUUAUAUACACAAUAACGGAUGUUGAGGAGCUUGGUGAGUGGAUGAAAUCAUGUUUGGAAGAACAUCCGAUGUUUGAGGCACUUACGACUGAAGAACUUGAAGCUGAUCAGGUUGUAAAGCUCCUUACUGCUGCAACAGAAGAAGGACAAAAGGUAGCACGCAACGGUGGACAAACAUUCCGAGCUGUUUUUAGACGAAUUGCAAUUCACUGAAUGGUAUUGUCAAAUUCUAGGGAUUUUUCAUACCUCCUGUUUCGUGGUAAGAGAUGAGAUAUCCUCCGUCUUCUGUUGUUGAGUUAAUAGAAAUGUGGUUACCACAACUAAUUAUAGAUACUUUGUGACUGAUCAUCGAGAUCAAUCACCAUUCUGCGCCUUUUUCUUGAUUUUGAUUGUUCUGUUCUUGAGAAUGCAGUUAGUUUAUCAUUCAUGAAGGCAGCUCAUGCGCUUUUCUAAACCUGAUCUAGCAGAAUUGAUUAGAAUGGAUUGUUUAUCAUGAAUUUGCUCAACAAUUAGAUUCGCAAGAAUGUUUUGCUAUUGUAUUUUGACAAAAAAUUUAGGUGUAUUAGGACAAGUAGCCAUCUCUAUUGAGCUUCAAACGUCUUGUAUUAUGCUUAUAUCAUAACUUAAUCUUUCUGAUUGUUAAAUUCUUAACGAUAUUUGUGUUUCCAGUA
This is a messenger RNA of Solanum tuberosum (potato), 1271 nucleotides long. Its product is annotated as tRNA (guanine-N(7)-)-methyltransferase. The record is from RefSeq and is a predicted model, not a curated record. The coding region runs from base 79 to 813 and encodes 244 amino acids. Gene Ontology annotation, biological process: RNA (guanine-N7)-methylation; tRNA methylation. The transcript has 2 exons. NCBI's taxonomy places the organism in Eukaryota, Viridiplantae, Streptophyta, Magnoliopsida, Solanales, Solanaceae. Gene Ontology annotation, molecular function: tRNA (guanine(46)-N7)-methyltransferase activity. Gene Ontology annotation, cellular component: tRNA methyltransferase complex.